This is a messenger RNA of Ooceraea biroi (clonal raider ant), 1363 nucleotides long. RefSeq names its product odorant binding protein 11 (gene Obp11). Gene Ontology annotation, molecular function: odorant binding. The record is from RefSeq and is a predicted model, not a curated record. Lineage: Eukaryota; Metazoa; Arthropoda; Insecta; Hymenoptera; Formicidae.
ACUGAGCACAAGCAUUAUGUGACUCUUAUAGACGAUUCGCUAACUUUUGACCGGUAGCUACCGGCUUUGCGACAUCGAAAUGAUUUAAUUGUUUAUAAUCAGUUGCAUACGAUUCUAUAACGUGAAAUUGCGCAACACCCGGAAUCAGCGGUAGCUGUAAUUAAGCAACAAACAUUUAAUUUAAGACGAUGUAUGUCACUAUAACGUCUGAUCUAGACGUAAGGCAUAAUUUUCCUAAUACUAAGAUUACCGAUCACAGAAGGAGGAAGAGACCAUCGUGCGAUCGUUAAUUACUUAGGAAUUACUUGGACAGAUUUUCUAUCAAGACCCCUAAGUUACAAUUACAUGUGUGUUUACCGUCACGCUUGCACGCUUUAGACAAAGUAUAUUGUGAACUAUUCCUGAUAUUUUAAACAAUAUUGAUCUUUUCCCCAAAUCUAAAUCUUUUUCGAAUAUUUUCCACUGUGUGUAUGUGAGGAAUUUGUAGAUAAUUAAUUGGAGAAAAAGGUACUAAUUGCUUUAUAUGGAACUUUAACUAUCGCGAAUUAGGAUUGCUGUGUAUAGCUGGUUUCUCUUGGGGAGUGUCUUUGUCAGCUAAUUAUUAUCUCCCACUUCCUUUUCCACACGGAGAAUUCGCAUAAAUUCUCGACGGUCCUGCGCGGCUGUCACUUAGUAAUCUUAGAUAAGCGAAUAAACAUUUUUACUAAAACUGUGCGGGCGUGUGAAAUUCGAAAUGGCACGAGAAAAUUUAAUUUUCAUUUGUGCCUCUCUGAUCAUCAUGCAACUCGUUAUCGUCUCCAGCGACGACAACAUAGAUUGGACUACGAUUCACGAUGAGUUGAGAAAACUGGCCGGGAAUUUACGAAAAAAGUGCACCGGUGAAACGGGCGCAACAGUCGACUUGCUAGAAGAAGCAGAAUGGGGUGAAUUUCCAGACGAUGAUCCGGACAGUAAGACUAAACUGGGAUGUUAUCUCAGAUGCGUGAUGGAAAAAGGCGGAGUGAUGAAGAAGGAUGGCACAAUCAAUUUCAAGCUCUUGUCCAAGAUGACACCGCAGGCCUUUAAACAGGUUGGAGCAGAAAUGCUUGACGAGUGUCGCGAUGCGACAACGGGUUCCGACAACUGUGACAUAGCUUACAAUUUCAACAAAUGCAUGUACAAUGCAAAUCCUGUGGCCUUCCUUGUUAUCUAAAUACUGAUGGCGCAUAGACGUAACUAAGAGCCCAAAAUUGUCGUCCGUUAAAAUCUGCUGUACCCGUACUGACAAAAUAUAUUUAAAAAUUCAACUGCCCCCCGUUGUAGUUUUUGUCUUUGUAUUAAUUCAGAUAGGGUGAGAUGUUUGCUGCAAUAAAAAGUUGACAAA